UUAAAACUGAUACAAUAUAUUAUACUACAGUGUGUAAUAUUUAGCUUUUAAGGAUAAGGAUUUGUCUAUGUUGUAUCGAAGUUAAACAUAAAACAACAUAUUACCUUUGUUUAAAAAAACUCAAAUAGCUGGAAAUUAAAGCUCAUUUUCGAAUCUGAUGAGGAAACACUUGUAAUGGUAAUAAGCACGAGCAUAGACUGUUUUUUAUCAUUUACAAAAAAACAAAAGGAAAUACAGGACAUACUUAAAAUCCGUUUGAUGAAAAAAUCACAAUCUUGACAGGUAUAUCAGGUUGCUAGAAGAAAUAUUUUGCAGAAAAACAACUUAGAAAGACACGGAAACCAUGAGAUUGCUAUAUUGUGCCGUUGUUGUCGCAUUUGCUUGUGUAUUCAGGAGAACAGAUGGACAUUAUGUACAUUGUGUGUCUAUACAAUGCAACAGUUGGCAGUACAAACUUGCUGUUUGCAGGGCUGAACAAUACAUCAACAGUAUACAUUUGGUGGCAAGACACUCUGUGAGUACAUGUGACAUCGAACAAAGCUAUGGGUUUUUUGGACAAUACGUUUGGGUAGAUCACGGAUGCCGCGCAACCUUUAAAAUAUGUGCUUAAACAAUAAAAUUGAACGAUGUAUCUAAGAAGAAAUAAACACUUGUCAAUAUUCAAUGAAAAUUCAACAGGACCUGUCUAAUAUCUAGUCUUCCUAAUUGCAGUGAUACAAAAUAUGCGACCGUUUAUCGUUUAGCUUGUGAUUUGUGCAGUCAUGUGUUUCGUAACAAAACAAAAUGCUUAGAAAUGAAACUGUAUGAAAAUUUACAGUUGCAAGGCAAACAAAGCUUACUUUCACAAAAGUAUAAUCGUUAAUAGUUUCUAAUAAGAAUGAUUCUGUGAAUUUCUGAAACCAGAAUGCUGCUUUCAUAUUUCUAAGACUUUGCGAUAUAUGAAUAUGUACCUUUAAGUAGAGAUGUACCUUUUUUGAAAAUACCAAAGUAGUCCCAGUUAUCAAUAAAGUAAAACAUAUAAAUAAAUUUCAAGAC
Messenger RNA from Mercenaria mercenaria, 1035 nucleotides. Its product is annotated as lectin ADEL-like. The record is from RefSeq and is a predicted model, not a curated record. The coding region runs from base 344 to 610 and encodes 88 amino acids. The transcript has 5 exons. Lineage: Eukaryota; Metazoa; Mollusca; Bivalvia; Venerida; Veneridae.